AUGGCUCUAUUUUUAUCAGCAUCAACAUCACCAUUAACAUCAAAUUUGUCUCUUGGAAAGACCUGCUUCAGAUUUUCACCAAAACAUGGCCGCCCCUCCAUUGCCCAUAGCAUUCAACCCCCAUUCAAUUCAAAUGCAGACUUAAAUUUCCAAACUUUGUCCCCUUUAAACCCUCUUUUGACAAAUUCACCCCUUUCUCACGCUGCAACAAGAGUUUCUUCACAUGGGUUUCUUGAUAAAGAUGAGAAAGAUGAUAUUUUGCCAGUCUUUGAGGAACGGCCAGUCAAAUUUGUCUUUUGGGUUUUGGUUUGGGCCUCUGUGUCCCUUGCUUUCUUCGCAGCUUCUGGGGAUGCUAAUGCUGCAGCAGCUGCUGCAGCUGAUUCCAUUAGAGCCUCCAGUUUUGGCCUGAAGAUUGCGAGUGCGCUUCGAGGCUCAGGCUGGCCUGAUGAGGCUGUGGUAUUUGCCCUGGCUACGCUUCCUGUGAUUGAGCUUCGUGGGGCUAUUCCUGUUGGUUACUGGCUGCAACUCAAGCCUGUUAUGCUAACCGUUCUAUCCGUUCUGGGGAACAUGGUUCCUGUGCCCUUCAUCAUACUUUACUUGAAGAGAUUUGCAUCUUUCCUUGCUGGAAAGAACAAGGCCGCAGCUCGGUUCCUAGACAUACUGUUUGUGAGAGCCAAAGAGAAAGCUGGCCCUGUAGAGGAGUUCCAAUGGCUUGGUCUGAUGUUGUUUGUGGCUGUGCCUUUCCCUGGAACAGGAGCAUGGACAGGAGCUAUCAUAGCUUCCAUUCUUGAUAUGCCAUUCUGGGCAGCAGUGUCUGCAAAUUUCUUUGGUGUUUUAUUGGCUGGGCUUCUAGUAAAUUUGCUGGUGAACCUUGGUCUCAAAUAUGCAAUUAUCACUGGUAUUAUCCUCUUCAUUAUAUCCACAUUCAUGUGGAGCAUCCUUCGGAACCUUAGGAAGUCUUUAAGCUCAUCAAGCUGA
Messenger RNA from Prunus armeniaca (apricot), 978 nucleotides. The record is from the annotation of a GenBank genome assembly. NCBI's taxonomy places the organism in Eukaryota, Viridiplantae, Streptophyta, Magnoliopsida, Rosales, Rosaceae.